AUGGAGGACAUUCAGCUCCUCCUGGAAAACAGAGGUCUCCCUUCCAUCGGCGACAAGCAGUCGCUGACCGAAAGACUUCAAGGGGCCCUGUGCGAGGAGAUCUGCGAGUUCGAGUGGGAACAGGGAGAGGUUCCUGCCUGCCAUGCAGAGAUCAUCGGGGCAGGGUGCAGCAUGUUCACACACCACAACAGCGUCUACGUGUUUGGGGGCAUGGACGAUGAACGCAGCGAGCACAUGUCAAUGUGGAAAUGGGACCUGUCCAAGGACGAGGGCUUUGAGCCAGUCAGCUACAGGGGGGUGGUGCCUGCGAAGUUGACGGCGGGGCACUACGCGGCGGUGCAUGGCAACGAGCUGUGGGUGUUCCCGGGGCCGCGCAACCACAACAUGCGCCGUGUCUACUGCCUGGACAUGCUGCGAUACAGGUGGGCAGAGCGGACGGUGGUUGGAGAUCCCCCGAGCGACACACACUGCCGCCGCAACCUCAAUGCAAUGCUGGACGGCCGCAGACUCGUUGUUGUCGGGGGCCCGACAAUGGACAAGGCGUUCUUCUUCGACUUUGAGAGCCGCACAUGGUCGUCGCGCGCAUGCAAGGACGUGCUGCCGUCGUGGUCCUUUGGGCACGCCGCCAAGCGCGGCCGCUCCAUCUUCGCUGUCGGCAGCCCCCGCGGCGAGAUCGGCACCCUCGAGGUAAGGGAGCUUGAUUUGGCGACGCUGAGGUGGCGGAGGGUGGGUGCAACAGGGUCCCCUCCGCCGUUUCGGAUACACUCCAGCGCGGCGGUUGUGGGCGACAAAUGGAUCAUACACGGCGGCCGCCGGCCCGGCAAGUUCAAUGUCACCAACCAGACCUUCGUCUACAACUUCACCACAAACAGGUGGUCGGUGCUGAUGGCGGAGGGUGACGUGGCGGCGGCGCGCGAGUGGCAGGCGGCGCUGGGGCUGCAGGACUGCAUGGUGGUCGUGGGCGGCCGCGCGGACAUUCCCGACUUUGAGCCCAUCCCGCUCUCCUGCGACACCAUGGCCUCCGCCGUCGAAAUCCUGUGGUACCGCGCGCCUCCGCAGGCCCACGCCCCCACCGGCAAGGCGGCGCUGCUGGGCAGUGUGAGAGGCCUCUGCGGGUCGGAGCACCUGGCGGAUGUGUGCCUGAUCGUGCGCGGCCGCCGCAUGCCGGCUCAUCGCCAUGUGCUGGCGCCGCAAUCGCGCGUCUUUGAGCGCAUGUGGAGUAAUUCCAUGUCCGAGAUGGAGACGGCCGAGGUGACUAUCACGGACCUGUCUCCAGAGACAGUGGAGUUGCUGCUGCAGUACUGCUACGGCUGCCUCCACAAGAUGCCCACCGACCAUACAGAGGUGAUUGACCUGUUCAAGGCGGCGGACAAGUAUGAUGUGCUGGGCUUGGUGCAAGAGUGCGUGGCCAGCUUCCGCGAGCUGACAGGCGCUGAUGAGGUGGCACCGCUCCUGCAGGUUGCUGCGGAGAGGCACAGCGGCGAGCUGCGCGCAGUCUGCGUGGACGUCACAGCGCAGUGCCUGCCAGACGUUCUGGAGACGGAGAGUUUCAGGCAGAUGGUGGCGCACCAGCCAGACCUGGGCCUGGAUUUCAUCCGGGAGACCGCGCUGCGCCUGGGCUGCCCCUGCAUGCCCACCACUCCUGCACAGCAGCCAAACGAUUCCCCCACGCACGACCCCCAGGCAGAGUCCCCACCCUCAACCUCCGCCGGCUACAAGCUGACGCCGGCGGCGGCUCCCGCGCUGCCGGCUGCGGCAGCUGCCGAGGAAGCCGGCAGCAGCAGCGGGGGCGAGGAUGCCGGAACGCCGCGCGAGACCAGCGGCGGCCUGCCGGAGGGCCCGGCGACGCCGCCGUCGCGCGGCCGCUCUGGCCACGGGCCGCUGCCGCCGGAUGCUGCGUUGCACAGCCCUGUGAGCGCCCUGCGCAGCGCUAGCGCCGGCCUCGCCAUUGACGUGCCCCGGGACGGCGGCGGGCCGUCGAUGCCCGUCCCGGACAGUCGUCUGAAUCCGCAUGCUGCUUAA
Coccomyxa subellipsoidea C-169 is the source of this 2022-nucleotide messenger RNA. RefSeq lists its product as hypothetical. The transcript has 12 exons. The record is from RefSeq and is a predicted model, not a curated record. The coding region runs from base 1 to 2022 and encodes 673 amino acids. Lineage: Eukaryota; Viridiplantae; Chlorophyta; Trebouxiophyceae; Coccomyxaceae. Gene Ontology annotation, molecular function: protein binding.